GUUACUGCCCGCCUUCAUCUCCCCCUCAUCCUCCUCUUCCUCCACCACUAUUAUUCCUCGGUGCUUCCUACAGUCUCCCUUUUACUCAACCAAUUGAUCAAUCCCUCUCUUCUUCAAUUUCUGAUAUAUCAGGCUUCGGCCCGACUUCAGCGGUCCCACUUCAUCCUAUCGUGGCCUGUCAAUAGGGGACAUUCCAAUCCGUCAUGGCGUCCCAGACUCCGGCCGUUGUCAUGGACAACGGUACCGGUUACUCCAAACUCGGUUUCGCCGGUAACGAUUCGCCCUCUUUCGUCUUCCCUACUGCGAUUGCCAGCAAGGUAGGAGCCGGAAGCGCGGGAAGCUCUGGGAGUGGCCGACCACCUGUUGCGAAUAAGCCAUCGUUUCUGGGGGCAGGCUCUGGGUCAAGCUCGAACUUGUCGGCAAAGCGUGGGACUGAGGAUUUGGAUUUCUUCAUCGGUGAUGAAGCUCUGGCGGCUGCCAAUGGACCUGGCUACGGCAUCAACUACCCGAUUCGCCACGGACAGAUCGAAAACUGGGAUGCUAUGGAACGUUUCUGGUCCAAUUCGAUCUUUAAGUACCUGCGCGUCGAGCCUGAAGACCACUACUUCCUGCUUACUGAACCGCCCCUGAAUCCUCCCGAGAAUCGCGAGAACACUGCAGAGAUCAUGUUCGAGUCGUUCAACUGUGCUGGUCUUUACAUUGCCGUUCAAGCGGUGCUUGCCCUCGCUGCUUCAUGGACGUCCUCUAAAGUGACCGAUCGAUCCCUUACUGGAACGGUCAUCGACUCUGGUGAUGGUGUGACCCAUGUCAUUCCUGUCGCGGAAGGCUACGUCAUCGGGUCAUCCAUUAAGAGUAUCCCAAUCGCUGGUCGAGACAUUACCUACUUCGUACAGAGCUUGCUGCGCGACCGAGGCGAGCCGGAUAGCAGCUUGAAGACGGCAGAGCGGGUCAAAGAGGAGUACUGUUAUGUGUGCCCUGACAUCGUCAAGGAGUUUGCCCGCUAUGACCGCGAGCCCGAUCGGUUCCUGAAGCAUACCGUGACCUCCCCUAACGGCCGGAGCGUGACAAUUGACGUCGGCUACGAGCGCUUCCUUGCCCCAGAGAUCUUCUUCAAUCCUGAAAUCUACUCUUCCGACUUCCUGACCCCCUUGCCGCAAGUCGUUGACGGCGUUAUUCAGUCCUCGCCCAUCGAUGUCCGGAGAGGUCUCUACAAGAAUAUCGUCCUGUCCGGUGGAUCGACCUUGUACAAGGACUUUGGCCGUCGUUUACAGCGCGAUAUCCGACACCUGGUAGAUGCUCGUAUUCGCGCCUCGGAAGCUCGCAGCGGUGGUGCUAAGAGCGGUGGUUUGGACGUGGCUGUUGUGACACACAAGAGACAGAGACACGGCCCUUGGUUUGGUGGUAGUCUGCUGGGACAGACCCCUGAGUUCCGGAGCUACUGCCACACCAAGGCUGAGUAUGAUGAGAUUGGUCCCAGCAUUGUCCGCCGAUUUGCCCUCCUGGGUGGUCCCGGAAGCACCUAAGGUAAAUCAACACCGGAUUUAAUUGCUUGAAACUUCUGUCUGCUAGCUCUGUGUCGGUCCAUGUCUAUAACUAUUCUUCUGUCAUGAAAAUUUAGAUCAUUCUCCUUGAUACGGCUGCCUUUACAGAUUCAGGACGUUGAGGGACGACAAGGACGCUGCGUGCGCUGAAGUCUGACAGCCGAAUGGCAAUGUAAACAACAACCACAAUGUAUAUAUAUGCAAAUGGGACCAAUAUCACCCGAAAGCC
Messenger RNA from Aspergillus novofumigatus IBT 16806, 1770 nucleotides. RefSeq names its product actin-related protein 3. The transcript has 4 exons. The record is from RefSeq and is a predicted model, not a curated record. Gene Ontology annotation, molecular function: actin filament binding. NCBI's taxonomy places the organism in Eukaryota, Fungi, Ascomycota, Eurotiomycetes, Eurotiales, Aspergillaceae. Gene Ontology annotation, cellular component: Arp2/3 protein complex; actin cortical patch. Gene Ontology annotation, biological process: Arp2/3 complex-mediated actin nucleation. Bases 204 to 1523 code for a protein of 439 amino acids.